UUUGGGAGGGAAAAUGGUCGCAUUUGUAUCAGGGAGGUUGCAAAACUGUUAUAAACGAUUCGAAGCCGCUUGUUUUCACGUUUGUCACCCGAGCUGUCAUUCGUUAUAACUCCUCGGCUGGAAAGGGUCCAAGAUGUUCCCGGAGCCGGACGAGUUCGGACUCAGCUUUUACGAGCUUUUCAGGGUUCUUCCUGACACAAAGAAAAAGCUGGAAUGGAAGAAGCAUAAGAAAGGGAAAUCAAAAGGAAAAGAAAAUCGCAAACCUAAGAUUGAACUUGUUGGAGAAGUUCCCCCAGAAAUAGAAGUUGCCGGCAAUGCAUCUAGCUUUGCCGUAUUCUCAACAGUGCGACUUGCUGUGUUGGAAAGAUGGAUGAAAGAGGCUAAUGACUUAUAUUUGACGUCUUCUAGUAGUGCACCUCCUCAGUCGGCCUCAAACUCCGACAGUGAAGAUGAAAACUCACCACCCACACCACAACCUGCUCGAAUCCCAAAGAUAGUUGGUGUUGGGCUGAGAAGUGUGUUCGAGCUGAUAAAGGAGAGCAGGUCUAGCCAUCCAGCACUUUGUACUAAAGCUUUGACCGCCUUGUUGGAUGUUGUUCAAGGGCAUCAACCGGAAGGUUUGAAAUUGGAACCACCAGAGGUUGUAGAACCACUUUUAGAACUUCUGUUGGAGCUUGCCACUAUGCCACAAGAAGGUAGUUCAAACAGUGCCUCGCAUUUAACUUCAGUGGCCUGCUCUUGUCUCAUCGCUCUAGUCAUUGCCCGAGGUGAUACCGGAAAACUCUUGAGUGCUUUAGCUGCAUUGCUUAUGUGCCCACAUUCAGUAUCACAGCAAAAUAUCCAUAUGCCGAGUAUUUUAGGCGCUCUGCAGAAAAGCGUUCUUGGUGUGGUUUUGGGAAAAACUGUAGCUCCUGAUUGGAUUACUCAUGGUAUACCAAAAUCUGCAUUGCUUGCUCAGCAUGAAAUUUAUGCAAAACCAGAAUUAUCUUCUGAUUACACUAUAGUUGAUAAAGCUAUUGCUAGUGACGGUCUAUACCUAUACGUACACACAUCAAUUGGGCUGCUUAAGAUGGGUUCGGGAUAUGGAGGAACUUUAAAAGGUCAUAUUUACAUUCACAAACCAGAUUUCUUUCCAAAUAAAACAGGGUGGCUCGGCUAUGCUCAAGGAAAAUUGUAUUUCCGAUUGGGUAAAGGAAGUUCAGACCGUGGUGAACUGCUGACGGUGAAUAGUGAAACACUCGAAGUUAAAGAAGUCGGUAAAAUAGAUAGCCCUGGUGUUAUGUUCUCAGACGGCGAGAAUCUUGGAAUAGUUACGCCUACAAAAGAGGAUGGGUUUGUGGUAAGGAGUGUGAACCCAUCAUCAUUGCCCCUUAAUUUUGUAAGUGAGCUUCCAUUAAAGCUAGCUCGGAAAUGUGUUGUGGCCUUUGGGUAUGCUAUGUUUGACGAAGAGACUUCUUUACAUAACUUGAAUUCUGGCGUUGAAGAAGAAACUGCCUCAAUAGUUUCUGGCAAAGAGUUUUCUUUAAUAAGAACCACAGCAGGAAAAUUGUACUUCAGUGGUAAACCAUCUUGCCUUGGCCUCAAGCAAGGAGGCAAAGGUGGAAUUGGUAAAUGGUCAGAAUUGAUUAUACCUAAAGCACCAAAGAUUGUACAGGUUGCUGCUGGGCAUGAUGGCAUGCAUGCAGUUCUCGUCGCUGAAGAUGGUUCGGUUUACUUUACUGGCACCGCCCGACGCGGGGAAGAUGGAGAUCACAGCAAAGUACGAAGGCAGCCCAAAGCAGUCAAGCCUAAAAAAAUGAUGAAAGUCGAUGGCUAUGUUAUCGUAUAUGCAGCGUGUAACAAUGGCACAACAGCUUUAGUCUCUAAAGAUGGAGAACUUUUGAUGUUUGGCAAAGAUACAAACCAUUGUGAGCCAAAUACAGGUUUUGUUACAGACCUGAGAAAUGUACAUGUUACUCAAGUAGCAUUAGGAAAAGCUCAUGCAGUUGCUGUUACGAACAAAGGCCACCUUUACACAUUUGGAAUAAAUAACAAAGGUCAAUGUGGUCGUGAAUAUUCAAAUCAAGUUAAAGAAGGUAAGUUCUUUUUCUUUCUUUCCCUGUUUUUAUUUUAUCAGUAUAAAACAUUCUGUGCAGCUACAAUUGCAAUGGAAACUGCAGUGGAAGAAGAAGGAGGUGAAGAAGAAGAAGGUGAAUGGGGCGAUGAAGGCGGAAUGUGCCCUCCUGGACAGCAUAAGUGGAAACAGGAUCUUUGUAUGGUGUGCACCGUUUGCCGAGAAUGCACUGGUUACAGCAUCAGCUGCCUGAGCAGUAUGAGCACUGACAGAAUCCCCGGACAGGAAUGCGGAUGCGGCGAAGGCGAUUCGGGUUGCUCUCAAUGCGGCGCUUGUCGAAUAUGCGCCAGGGAAAAUGUCGACAAUUCUGACAUGGCUAUUCUCGGCCCAAGUGGAGCGAGUGAUAUUGCUGGAAUGAUGAGACUUGACCUGAUAUUCGGAGAUCAUAAGAAUGGCGUGGCGAAUGGGGCUGUAAUUGCAGGGCGACCAGGUGGAGGGAGAUUUCAAGACCACCUUCAGUGCAGGUUAGAAGAAAGGAAACAGCGACAGCAUGCUAAAUUAAGCAGUAAGCACUCUGCUGUCCUUAAGCUAAAAGGUGCUAGCGCUAUCGGGCACAGAGCACCAGGGUGCAUGAUCCCUCAGGCGAAAGUAAUCCUCUGUAAGGCUGCUUUGUCUGGCCAGCCUAACAAUAUCGGUGCAGACGCAGUUAUGCCUGUAGGGAAAGAUGCAGUCGGUAGUGAUGUUGAAAGGGAUGCAAGUAGAGUGUCUUCUCUUCCACCUGCAAUGGUGGUUUUGCCCGUUGACAGUCCAGUUAUCCAAAUAGCCUGUGGACUACACCAUACAGUCGUGCUUGUACAAAGCGGUGAAGUAUUUACAUUUGGGAGCAACAGCUAUGGACAACUAGGGGUUGGAGAUAUUAUGGUAAGAGGUGGUCCUGUCCAAGUGAGAUUAUCAGCUCCAGCUAUGCAUAUCGCUGCUGGUGGGAAUCACACCGUUGUGCUUACUACUAGUGGUCAUGUUUACACUUUUGGCAGUCACCAGAAAGGACAACUUGGUCGUGGGACGAUGUCGGUAAGUGGCGGAGAAGGAACCAGUAAGAGGAUUGAUUUUGGGCGAAGCCCUUGGCAUUCGAUCCCAGGCUCUGUCAGUUGGGUUGGCCCAAGGCAAGGACGUAGGGCCACAUGGGUUGGGGCUUCUGCAGAUCAGACAUAUCUCAAAGUUGAUGAAAGCCUUAUAAACUCAGUCAGUCUCAGCCAUUCUACAAUUAUGGCCAAUCGUACCUGCAUUGUGCUUGUGCCGAAAAAGUGUGAAGAAGACAAAAGCUUUAGUUGUUUGGUUAUUAACAAACGUGAUGGAAAUUGCUGCAGUUUUAGUGAACAGGAUCAAAUUGAUUUUUCUGAAAGUUCAGUCUGCUUAGAUCCUGUUUACAAUGUGCUUUGGAGCUAUAACCGAGGUCAACUUAGAUGCUACAAUGCAGUCUGUAGUGAGGCAAAAUUUGGUGUUUGGUCAAUUUUAAGUGGACAACUUGCUUUACCAACAAUCCCAGGACACACUGUAACCCGAUCCCAAGCAGCUUUGCAUUUACUUGCUGCUCUUGACACGCUGACAUCUACUGAACACAUUUUGAGUCCCACUGCUGAAGAAAAAAGGGCCCGACAAUCGCACACCAAAGUGUACAGCAAAGAAGAUUUCUCAACUGUUAGCCGAUUUGAAAGUCAUGGAGGUGGCUGGGGAUAUUCAGGUCACUCAAUUGAAGCCAUAAGGUUUAUGUCUGAUACUGACAUUCUCAUUGGAGGUUUUGGUCUGUUCGGCGGAAGAGGGGAAUAUACUGGAAAGAUAAAGCUGUUUGACAUUGGAACAGAAGGAGGAGAACAGGAAAAUGAUGGGGAAUUGCUGGCCGAAACUGAAGAAAUUCCAUAUGAAUGUGGUCCUCGACAGAAGUAUCCAAUGCUCUUUGAAGAGCCGAUAUCACUUUUGGCAAACCGCUGGUAUGUUGCUUGGGCUAGGGUCAGUGGUCCAUCUAGCGAUUGUGGUUCUAGUGGACAGGGCAUGGUCACAACUGAAGAUCAGGUUGUCUUUUAUUUCAAAUCUUCAAAAAAGUCAAACAACGGUACAGAUGUUAAUGCUGGCCAGAUACCUCAGCUGCUUUAUAGAGUUGUCACACCAGAAAGUCAAGCGCCAAACAGGCAAGCAGAUUCAUCCGAACCAGCUUGUAUUUUAUCAAGAGAGUUUUCUAGAGCUGUGACAAGGGAUGGAUUGCAGUCAUUACUUGCACUAUUGCGCUGGAGUUGGAGCACAUUUAAAGUUGGCCUACUUGAUAUGGUCAAUUCUUUAUAUACGAACGCACAUCAGUAUGAAUUUCGAAUUGGAAUACAAGAACAAGAAAGGCUGGUUUACAUAAGCAAGGCCUGCCUUCGACUUCUUCGGAUGUACACAAAUGAAAUUUAUCCUAAUCAAAUUGUAUGUAAAAGACAAGUCCCUGAAUCAGUUCUUCUUGCUGAAUGUGUUGGAGAUAUUAGAGCUCUGCUGAAACAGAUUUUGUCGGACACAACUGUGAAAUGUGACCCAAGGCCAAAAGGAAUUCUUGCCGUUGGUGCCAAUAAGCAACUUGUGGAGGACAUUAUGAACGAGUGCCAUCACACUUUUGUAGCUUGUUUUCACGCAUUUUAUCCUACAGCAUAUCUCAAAUGGACUGCUCUUUGUGACCUCCUUGCCAGCAUAAAUAGAAAAAACAAUGGUGGAAUUGAUCAAUUGUUGACGUCUCUGUUGGCUUCACUUCGUUGCCCUUCUAUUAGGCUGAGAUCGACAUUCCCAAUUUUGAGCCCUAACAUGGAUGCACCUGAUUCACUUAAAAAACAAUUAUCACCAUCUGAUAACUCAGGGCUUCCUAUGAUGCCUUACCUGGAUACACACCAUUAUCCCAUACUUGUUGAACAGAUGAGCUACAGGAGUCAAAUCGAAGGCGGGGGUUUAGGAAGUGGCUGGGUACUCCGAGAUGUACUCGAUCGCCUCUUGGAUAUAGUUACAAUACCAGUUAAAGAAAGUUUAUAUGAAGCUCCACUCUCUUAUUCAAUGAAACUGACAUUCAAUGCUUGUCACAUUCUUUCAAGAAUUGUCGCAGAACUGGCCAUAUUCGCAAGUGGAACUACGGAUGACAUGGACGGUGCAUGCGGUCGUGUUCUCCAUUCCACUCCAUCUAGAUUUACGAGGACAAAUCAAAGUCGAACUUGGAAUACUGGAAAUGGAUCACCGGAUGCCAUCUGCCUCUCUGUAGACCGACCUGGUGUUGUCAUUGCAGGGGUUGGAGUAUAUGGAGGAGUUGGAAGCUAUGAUUAUGAGCUAGAAAUCUUAGAUGAUAGUAACACAAGCUACGAUCAUACUCAUACUCAGAGAUGGAACAGUUUACAAGUCACCAGGGGAUCCUUUGGACCAGAAGAUUGCUUAAAUGAUGACAUUGCUGAAAUUAAAUUUGAUUUUCCAGUGUUUGUGAAAGAAAAUGUAAAGUAUGCCAUCAGGCUAAGGAAUCAUGGUGGGAGAACAAGUAAUGGCGAUGGAGGGCUUAGCACUGUAAAAGGCCCUGAUGGGGUAGUGUUUACUUUUUCAACUUGUUCACUCAGUUUUAAUGGCACAACGCAGACGAGAGGACAAAUACCUACUAUUCUUUACUACAGCAAUCCACAAGAUUCAGAGACCCAUGCUCAGAAUAAAGGUGCAAUUGAGUCUCAAGCUCGAAGAAUCACUUUAAAUGUGACCUCAGCGAUCGUUACAAGAUGUUCUGAAGUUUUGGCCAUGGGUAGAGAUGUUGACAAUAUCAAAUCGUAUGACACUCUCAGUACAUCUCAUCUUGUCAGAAUUUUACUUCCAUUAGUUGUCGCCAACAUUAGCCCACUUGCAACUUCAGAUCCACGUAGUGCAGUUCAAGUUCUUGGUCUAUUGCAAGAACUUUUACCACAUGUAUCUGCGUUGAACCUUCUCCAUUAUGAGUCCUUCAGGUCCUGUUCAGAUGAGACAGCACAUGACCAAGCAGGGGUUACAACGUCCAAUCAUAGGGCUUGGGUAGAAAGUGAUCAUCCUUACAAACCAGCAACAGUCUCAAAUUACAAGGUUGUUUUUCCGGAUUCGGUUCAGUGGAUGGCAUUGGAAUUCACUGUAGAUUGUGGCACUGCUCAGGCAGAAGAUUCACUACAACUUUAUAUCCCAGCCAAUAGAAGAUUGUGCAUUUCUGGUGAAGACAUAAAUUCUGAUUUGACACCUUACUGGCCAGUACUUCAUCGUUUUAAUAAUAACCCAGCUCUGUGGCCUCAAUCUGCUGUCAUUCUUCCAGGAAAUGAAGUUGUAUUUUCUUUGGAAACAGCUUCAGACUAUGUUAAAGAUGAAAAAGCCAACUUUUAUGGUUUUAAGUGUUUAGUCACAGGUUAUGACUGGCACACAGAUAUAUACGAUGGUUUAAAACUCCUCGAAACAGAACUCGCAUUUCUAGGUGGAAUGUGUUCUGCUUCGCUUAUGAAAAAAGACCUUAUUUUACCACCAUCAUCAGCUGAUGAAUUAGAUGAAGACAUGGAAGUCGUUGAAGAAUUGGCCCAGCAGGUGUACUCGAAGCAUUCAUCAUUGCUUGGAAAAGGAUUUGCCCUGGCGAAUCCGCUCUCAAUAAAUCAAGCUUUAGAUGGGGUUCUUCCAUACAGUUGUCAUUCGAACGAGCGUCUGUUCCUAAGGGAUUUCGUACAGUGCGCACCUGGAACGAGCGGAGGGCGUCUCUCGAGAUGGCUCCAGCCGGAAUCGUACGUCGACCCUGGACGAUCAGAGUUGCUGUACUCGAGGGAGGACAUGAGAUGCGGAUGGCCAGCCCUGCUGACCGUACUCACAAAAGACCAGUAUGGAGACGUGGUUCACGUACCAAGUUUAAAGAUUGAAGUGAAAGCUGUUCCUAUUGACAAAAAGGAACUAGGAGGCUCAGACGCAAAUAGGAAAAUGCGUAGAAUAAGUCAACCAGAUGAACUGACAUUCGGAGGUCAUGCCUUACCCUGCCUCGAUGUACCGUACGAGGUGACAAUCAAGGAUAAAAUGUGUUACGCAGCCAUAACAAUCAUGAAGGCAUACGAAAAUUAUUCUUUUGAAGAAUUGCGUUACACAUCUCCUGUGAUCAAAAGAUCGAGUGAAAACAUGCUAGUCAGGCCUAACUGUGACGGUUCGUACAGUGCCACUUGGACACCGGCGAGUAUCGGGUGGUAUUCAAUACUCACAACAAUUGACGGCUACCCAAUGCAUGAAGGGUAUAAAGUAGAAGUGAAAGAACCUCCUCAGGGUAUGACACCUCCGUCUCAAUCCGUUGUGAGAAAAGCGACUCAACAGCCGAACAAAUUGAGAAAAUUUGUCGCAAGAAAUUCAGCCGGGUUGAGAGUCAGGGCUCACCCCUCUCUUCAAAGUGAACAGAUUGGGGUGGUUCAUGUUAAUGGAACAAUAGCUUUCAUCGACGAGAUACACAAUGAUGAUGGCGUUUGGCUUAGAUUGAACCAGGAGACAAUUCGACAAUACUGCGAAGGUGCCUAUGCUGAAGCUUGGUGUCUUCAAUUUAAUCAACAUCUUGGUAAAACAUUACUCCUUCCCGUUCAGGAGCCAAAAUCAAUUAUUGAAAAUGCCAUCAGGGAUCCGAAUGUUAGAAAAUCUCCUAUAAUAGAAUCACCUAAAACAAAAAGAGCGACGCAGUACAGAGUCGUUAAAUGCGGAGCAUCAGGGCAUAAUAUCAGAAGUAACCCAAGCCUUAAAGCUCCUCCUGUUGGAAUGUUAACACAAGGAAACUGCAUUACGGUCAUCGACCAUGUGGAAAAUAAUGAUGGAACAUGGGUCGAAUUGGACGAGGAGAGUUUGAACAAACACUGUUUCAAUUGGGAUGGAGAAGCCUGGGCUCUGGCCAUCAAUCGUGAAAAUGUCUAUCUACGACCAGAAUCUGUAGAAAAGGAUAAAGAGUUUACAGAUGAAUGCACGGGCGAAGGCGACGACGAAUUCUUUUCAAAUUCACAAAUGCAAAUUUCACAAUCGGGAAAACGAGCUUUCGACUUUACUUCCACCUCCUUUCCCAUGUUCAGCUCGCAGGGUACGUCGUCAAAUCAACUUCCGUUCGUAUUCGGGUCGACGUCGCACCAAGAGUCUGUGGUUCCAGCAGGAGGGCAAAAGGAGGACAGCAGGUCGAUAUUUAGAGAAGUGCCAAAGUCCCCGGCUUUGACCAAAUGGCUCAAAUCCGACGAUAAACCUCAGCCUGAUAAAAAGACAGCAUGUUCAUCAAUCAAAGAUCUACCACCCGAAUUGCUCGGAGUAUCUGUCAAAGAGCUGGUAAAAGCUAUUGGAGAAAGCCGAGCAAACGGUAAUGGCGUGACUCCUCCAGACACGCCACGAAAAGCGUCCAGAAGCUCAAGUCCUUUGCCGCCGUCUAGGACAUCGCAUAGCGCAAGUUCUAGCCCGCUUCCAAUACCAGCACUUCCAGGCCGCCAUCGAAGCCAAGGGGCUAAGGGGAGUCUUGGGCUCCAACAAGAUAGCAUGAGUAGCAGUCCACUUGCAUAUGGUUCACCUAGGAGUAUUGCUUGGUCACCAGCAGUUGGUAUCGGAGGAGAAAGCACGUCUCAGAGAAGAGGCUCUACGCAGAGUGACACGAGCGCUUUGGUAAGCAGUCUAACCAGGGAUUUAACACCUAGCCCAAGUGGUAGCUGUUCGCUUCACAGUCCAAAUAGCACACCAUCAACUCCAAGAAAGACUAAAGAAACAAAUACUUUUGCACCUGAUACUGACUCAAGCUCCAAAUCGAUGGCACAAGCAGGGACUCAAACUUCACCAGAGAGUGCUGGUUUGGUUGAUAGAAGCAAGCCGAAUCAACAAUUUAGCAGUGGUUCAAAUGAAAACCGUUCAAGCUGUCGGAAAUCCAGAGUUCAGGCUGCUACUUCGAGCUCUGGUAAAAAGUCAAUGUCUCCUCCACCUAUUGUCCAUCCAAGGCAUCACAAAGGCCCAAUAAAAGAAGCCAUGAGUCCGUCAGUGGCUGAAAGUCUAAGAGCUACUUUUGCUGCUUUUCUAUGGCAUGAAGGGAUAGUCCAUGAUGCCAUGGCAUGUGCAUCUUUUCUCAAAUUCCAUCCCAAUCUUCCAAAAGAAGGAGCUUUAGUUGUAACAAGACCAACAGACAGAGUUCGAACAGCAGAUCAAAGACAUUCUCUAGAGGUUUCAACAGCAGGAAAUUAUUUACACAUUAAACCAUCUACUCUUGAGACAUUAACGAGAUCUGCAGCCAAUGCAAAUGCAAAUAGGCACCGGGGCAAACAGCAGAGUGUAAUAAGGGAAGAAGGUACAUCGAGUGCUGGCACUUCUGAGCAUAAAUCUCAAGUGGGAGAUGCAAGAGUUGGCGAACAUACUGUCACUGUUUUACCACCUGCACUCAAAUGCCUUGUUCACCUUUGGGAACAAUUAACUCUUACUUGUCUCCAGGCAUUUACGGUAAACAGUAUAUUUCCAAGCCCCACAGCUCCCAGCGGGAGUAUGAGUAAGAACUCUGGGGAGAAUAAGAGGAAUGCGAGGAAGAAGAAAGAUUGGAAGUCAAGCGGAGGGAGAUGUUCAGGUGAACGAAUGGGCUCUUGUGAGCUGUGCGGGGGUGUUUUUCCCCACCCGGUGACCUACCACAUGCGCCAAAUGCACGCAGGGUGUGGUGCCCAUGCAGGAGGAAAGGGCUACAACAGCGGUGGCAGUUUUUGCGUCGGCUGGGCAGGAAACUGUGGAGACGGAGGCUUUGGGCAAAGCUCGUGGUAUCUCAUUUGUGACGGAUGCCGCGACAAAUACUUAAGAUUGAAAAAACAAGGAUCGACGCAAGGAGUGAAAAAGCCAAGCAGGAAGAAAGCCGCUGUCACCAUGCCACCCCCACAACCUUCCCCUUCUUGUAAAAUAACAUCCCCUACUUCUAACACCUCAGCUGUGACCGAUACUCAUUUAGUUAUGAAGAACAAUGCAAUGUUCCUUCUUGAAUUGUCCGGUGGGGCACAGAAGAGAUUGACAAGCUCUGGGGGGAAUUCGAGCCUGAAUGCCUUGAGGGAAACACCGCAGGACCAGGCAUUCCCGCCACCAGGACCUUUUCAGUGCCUGUUGUCCCUUGAUGCCAUCCAGGUCAACCCGAGUGGUUGGAAAGAUUCGCAUUUUUCAUCGACAUCCGAAAACGUAGUCAUCAGGCGAAGAGACUCUGACAACAAUACUAAUUCACGGCCCGUCUCUGAGGGACUGACAAGUGACAGUGAUAGUGAAAGUGGAAAAGGAAGACUAUUCCAUAGAUCAGUCUCAAUGGGAACAAACGGAGCACCCUGGGCUAAAAAGGAAGGAGAUAUGAAAGUAAUAGUAACGAGGAAGAGAAAUAACAGCACUUGUGAUAUGGUCAAUGAAACUGGAUCCUCAUUGCUUUGCUAUCCGUCAGCAGCACUUCAAAAGCUGGUUCCCAGCAUGAGUCAAUCGGCUAUAGUGAAUAACACAACAGAAAGAUUGACUGUUGAUCUUUUGUCAAGGCCGGUGCUAACAUUUCUUUUGCAACAGCACAAUCUUCCAAGUCUACAUCUUGCAAUGAAACAAGCAUUAAGAAAGGCCACAUGUCGAGUUUAUGGCAUGCAGGCUCUUGACUGGUUGUUGCAUACAGUCACACAAGCAACAUGCUUACACGAUCUGCUCUGGUGGUUUGUCGCAGCGUUGACACCAACUCCAGCGCCACCGGACCACGAUCUCGAACAGCCGCAGUUAAAAGACUUAGAACUACCGGAAAAAAGUGACAAAAAAGACGAACAUGAACUCCGAGGUGUUUGCGAACAUCCUUUGAACGAUAUGGGCAUAGCUGGCGAAGCCGUUCAUCCUUUGCCUUCGACAUUCCACAACCUGCUUCAGACGAUUGCAGAUCUAAUGUUGCUCCUUCCGAUGGGCUCAGCCCUUCAACAAAUGGCCGUGAGAUGCUGGGGAAUCAAUUUCACCCAAGCUGAUCACAUGUUCCUUCACAGGAGUCAUGUUUUUAGCAACAUAAGUAAAAUACUAUCAAGAACUGAAGAAGAACAAGAAGACGCUAUGAGCAUGCAGGAAAGUCAUUUAUCAGCAAAUUCACAGUCAUCAAGUUUUGUCGAAGUGCUUGCCGACUUAACAAGCACAGUUGAGAUUAAAGCGUCUUCAAGGCAGGCCAUGGUCGGCAGCUUAACGGACAAUUCAACCGAAACAUUUUGGGAAUCAGGCGAUGAAGACAGAAACAAAACUAAAACGCUGACCAUUACCUGUCCUCCCCGAUCACAACCUCGUGUUAUAUAUAUUCACAUAGACAAUUGUCGAGACCUUGCGAAUAAAGUCUCAAGUGUGACAUUCCAGUCAGGGCCAAAUGUCGAUGAGUUAUUUAAACUUCAAACAGUUGAAGUCGAAAGCAGGGCAACAGGAUGGAUUAGUUGUUCAAUAACGUAUGACCAGCAUUCAAUUAUACGAUUAGAAUUAAAAGGAGGUGAUAAUUCAAUGAGGAUAAGACAAGUUAGAAUAUUAGGAAGAAUCGAAGGAGAAUCGUUGAGACUUAAGAGGCAACACUCUGCCAUGACGAUUCAGCAAAGGAACACCGAAGCAGAAACACUUAGGGUUUUCAGACUCAUAACAUCCCAGGUGUUUGGAAAAUUGAUAACUGGCGAAGAAGAAGUGCCGGCAGUCGAAGCCGAAGGAAACGAGGAGAGCAACGACCUUAAAGAACACAUGGUCGGGAUAUUAUUUAGCAGGAGUAAACUGACACAUCUGCAAAAACAGGUGUGUGUUCACAUUGUACAAGCGAUUAGGAAGGAAGCGAUUGUCAUGAGGGAAGAGUGGGAAACAAGACUCUGCUCUGCUUCGACUGCAACAUCAGCAGAAGCUCCUGAUACUUACUGUUUUGAAAUGCUCUCGAUGGUUCUAGCCCUUAGUGGUUCAACAGUGGGCAGAUCGUAUCUGGCACACCAGCACGCACUGCUUUCUGAUCUUCUAUCCCUUCUACAUACCGGUUCUGCUCGGGUUCAAAGACAAGUUACUGCUCUAUUAAGAAGAAUGCUUGCUGAAGUUUCCCCCGCUACACUAGCUCAUAUCUUGGGAAUAAAACACCUUCCUCCUACAGAUUUUAGUAUUGUGACUACGCUUAGUAGAUCUUCUGAUAGUAACGUCUUCGACUGCCACAAAAUGGGGAUCCUCGACGUUUUUCUGAGUUGCAUUGCUAAAGCGUUGACGGUACAAGUAAAGACAAAAGGGAAAGAGAGUAAAGGAGUCAGUUCAAUUUCACUUGCUACUUGCAUCCACCCGAGAGAUAACAUAGGGAGUAGAUGGUGGCUCAGAGGAUGUAUAUCGAGAAAGCUAGCUGAGGAUAUCAUCGGUUUAAUACGUGACAUGGCUUCUGGUAAACUAAAUGAAAGUUGGGCUUAUGUGACAAAAGGAGCAGUCGCUGAAAAUAUUUUAAACCUGACGAGACUGAACGAAGCGCAAAGAACUUCAAAUGAUUGUCUUAGAAAUCCUACACUCUGGCUUGCGCUCGCUUCGCUUUGCGUGCUUGAUAGAGACCAUGUCGAGCGUCUUUCCUCCGGUCAGUGGAGAAAUUCAGCCGAUGGAAAACCUCCUCCACCGAGACCGACAUGCAAUAAUCACGAUGAUGGUGAAACUAAUGCAAUCAUUCAGUGCAAUGUUUGUGGAAGCUUGUGUGCUGAAUGUGAUCGCUACCUUCACUUGCACAGGAGAACAAGAAUGCAUCAAAGACAGGUUUGCAAAGAGGAAGAGGAAGCGAUUAAAGUUGAUCUUCAUGAGGGCUGUGGAAGAACGAAACUUUUUUGGGCUCUUUUAUUAGCUGACUCAAGCACUCUAAAAGCUCUUGUUGAAUUCAGGGAAGGAACAAGAACACAGCCUUGUGGAACGGGUGUCUGCAGGUUCUGCGGUGCUUCAGGCUCUUCGGGACUACUAUCCAUCGGAAACGUCUGUGCCGAUCAUGAAUGCCAGGAGCAUGCAAGAAACGCAUGCGGAAAGGUUCACAUGUGCGGCCACGGCUGCGGAGGAAUCGCGAACGAAGUCGAAUGCCUGCCCUGCCUCUACGGUUGCUCGCCUGAAGCCACUAUGCUCAAGCAAGACGCUGACGAUAUGUGCAUGAUUUGUUUCAUCGAAGCAUUAUCUUCUGCUCCCGCCGUUCAGCUGAAAUGCGGCCAUGUCUUUCAUCUCCAUUGCUGUCGGAAUGUCCUAACUAAACGAUGGUUCGGCCCCAGGAUUACAUUUUCAUUUGCGCAGUGUCCAAUUUGCAAAAGUCCUAUAGAGCACACCAUUUUAUCAAAACAGCUGGAACCUGUUAAAGAAUUGAUGGAAGAUGUGAGAAGGAAAGCCGUCAUGAGAUUAGAAUACGAAGGAUUGGAUAAGGGAAGACCUGAUCCGGCAGCAUACGCCAUGGACAGAUAUGCUUAUUACGUCUGUUUUAAAUGCAAAAAAGCCUAUUACGGCGGGGAAGCUCGUUGCGAUGCGGAAUUGGGGAGCGGAGAAUUCGACCCGUCAGAAUUGGUCUGCGGAGCUUGUUCGGAUGUCUCCAGGGCUCAAAUGUGUCCAAAACACGGGACAGAUUUCUUAGAGUAUAAAUGUCGCUACUGCUGUUCGGUCGCUGUUUUCUUUUGCUUUGGAACGACCCAUUUUUGCAACGCUUGCCAUGACGACUUUCAAAGAGUUACAAACAUUCCUAAAAACGAACUGCCCCCUUGCCCAGCAGGGCCGAAAGCUAAACUACUUGAAGGUGAGGAAUGCCCGCUACAUGUCAAACACCCUCCUACUGGUGAAGAAUUUGCACUUGGUUGUGGCGUCUGUCGUAACGCACAUACUUUUUAAGACUUAAGUUAUAAAAUUUAGUCAUUAUUCAUCUAGAUAUAUCACUUUAAACAUUUUUUUCUAAAUAUUCAUUGCAUUAUCUUUAAUGUAUACUUAGCAAACCACUUAGUAAAAAAAAUUACUUUAUAAGUAUUUAAUCAUAAAUUACUUAAACUACAAUAAACUUCCAACAGACUCUAUCAAACUAUUUUGAUAGUUACUAGUCAGUUUGAGUCACUUUUUAUUCUUCUCAGUCACUUCCUUCUCAAAUAAAUUUUAAUUUUAAUUACUUUGACAUUGUAUUUAUACAUUAA
Molecule: messenger RNA, 14190 nt
Organism: Cimex lectularius (bed bug)
Lineage: Eukaryota; Metazoa; Arthropoda; Insecta; Hemiptera; Cimicidae
Gene: hiw
Product: E3 ubiquitin-protein ligase MYCBP2
Exons: 73
Coding region: 134-13897 (4587 amino acids)
Cellular component (GO): nucleus
Source: RefSeq, a predicted model, not a curated record